GGUAGGAGGUUUCAAGGCGCCCCGUGGAGAAGCGCUAGGGACCUUGAAUGAAGGGCUGCUUGAAACCGUUUUAUCAUUACUGUGGAGCAAUGUGGAGUCAGCGUAUCAACUUUACAGUGAUAGAGCUGCAGAUUCAACAGGAGUGGCGGAGAAAGUUUCUUACAUUGUGUUGUAAGGGAGAGGAGGGCCGAGCUCAAAAGGAGGCAGAUGUUUGGGGAUUCUGAUGAUGAAAUAUGUGGAGUAGUCUCGAAAAAAAGGGGUCAUGAAUACCUGAACGCAAAAAACUCUGAGCUGGAGGAUAGUUUGUGAUUCGCCUACGAGUGAUCAGACACGUCUGGAGCUCCAGAUCGGAUUGGAGGAAUAUCCCAUUGUAACAAGUUUCGCGGAACACGAACAUUCUAGCAAUCAAUGAUGGCUGUAUGGGAAGUCAAUCCAUGCCUCUUAUUCAUCGCAACACUUCUGCUUGGACUGUCUUCCGCCCAGUAUCACGGAGAGAAGGGUAUCUCCGUCCCAGAGCACGGGUUCUGCCAACCCAUAUCUAUCCCCCUGUGCACAGACAUCCAGUAUAAUCAAACUAUCAUGCCAAACCUCCUGGGACACACCAACCAGGAGGACGCAGGACUGGAGGUGCACCAGUUCUACCCCUUGGUCAAAGUUCAGUGUUCUCAAGAUUUGAAGUUUUUCCUCUGUUCCAUGUAUGCGCCGGUGUGUACUGUUCUAGAACAGGCAAUUCCUCCCUGUCGCUCUCUGUGUGAGCGUGCGAGACAAGGAUGCGAGGCCCUCAUGAACAAGUUCGGCUUCCAGUGGCCCGAACGACUCCGCUGUGAGAACUUUCCAGUGCACGGAGCAGGAGAGAUCUGUGUGGGACAGAACAAAUCAGACCCCGACAUCCCGGCGACAGACCCUGCGCCUUAUAUACCGGACCCCUUCACUCCACGCAUGCAUGCGCCACGCCAAAGUCAGGCUUUUACUUGCCCUCUUCAACUCACAGUCCCUUCCUACCUCAAUUACCAGUUUUUAGGGGCAAAAAACUGCGGCGCCCCUUGCGAGCACAAACAGCCGCACGGCCUGAUGUACUUCAAGGAGGAAGAGGUCCGAUUCGGUCGGCUCUGGGUGGGAAUCUGGUCAAUCCUGUGCUGUGUGAGUACCCUGUUCACGGUCCUCACUUACCUUGUGGAUAUGCGCCGGUUCCGUUACCCAGAACGCCCCAUCAUCUUCCUUUCCGGGUGUUACUUUAUGGUGGCGGUGGCUUAUGCGGCCGGGUUUUUGCUGGAGGAUAAGGUGGUCUGCAUUGACAAGUUCAGGGAUGACGCUUAUAGGACUGUGGCUCAGGGGACUAAAAAAGAAGGUUGCACCAUUCUCUUCAUGAUCCUGUAUUUCUUCGGCAUGGCCAGCUCAAUCUGGUGGGUGAUCCUGUCUCUGACGUGGUUCCUUUCUGCUGGAAUGAAAUGGGGCCAUGAAGCAAUCGAAGCUAACUCUCAAUAUUUCCACCUGGCAGCAUGGGCCGUCCCUGCUGUGAAGACCAUCACCAUCCUCGCCUUGGGACAAGUGGAUGGUGACCUUCUGACCGGCGUAUGCUACGUGGGCAUCUACAAUGUUGACGCCUUACGUGGAUUCGUCCUUGCCCCCUUGUUUGUUUACCUCUUCAUCGGAACGUCUUUUCUUCUGGCUGGAUUUGUCUCGUUGUUCCGCAUCCGUACCAUUAUGAAGCAUGACGGCACCAAGACAGAAAAGCUGGAGAAGCUGAUGGUGCGUAUUGGCGUUUUCAGCGUCCUCUACACCGUUCCGGCUACUAUCGUUAUUGCAUGUUACUUCUACGAACAAGCGUUCCGUGAGCAGUGGGAAAAAACUUGGCACAUGCAGACGUGCAAGCGUUUUGCCGUGCCGUGCCCGGCCAACAACUUCGCGCCAAUGACGCCGGAUUUCACUGUGUUUAUGAUCAAGUACCUCAUGACUAUGAUCGUAGGAAUCACAUCAGGAUUCUGGAUCUGGUCUGGAAAAACUCUACAGUCGUGGCGCAAGUUUUACAAGCGGCUGGGCAACAACCAGGGCGAGACGACAGUGUGAACUGAGCUUUGUGAGAAAUACAGGUCAAUAUUGAAAGGAAACGUGAACUGCGAUCAGGUCACACAUACUACAUUAAACCAUGCUGAUGGUAGAAGACACUGCUGCGUGAGCCCAGCAUGAUGCUUUUCUCAUUUAUAAAGUGCCCAGACUUUGCCAAUCCUUUUGAAAGCACAACUCCAAAGAACAUGCAUUUCUCCAAUGGACUAAAUCUCAAAAUGGUUUUUAAACUUCAAGCCUUGGAAACCCUACUAAUGAUUUUAAUGGAAAAGAUGGCAGAACUCUUAUCUUUCAUACUGAUGUGGGGACUUUAAUGAUGACUUCGGUUAUCAGGAGUAUACGCCACGUUUUCUUCACCCCGUGGCGUGCAAAAAUCUCUGCAAUUUUGUCUUGUGCCUUGCAGUACUGAUCAAUUCCUGUUGUUGAAUGAAUGUCUCUCUUGUUUUGUUUUUUUUACCACAUUUUUGUUCAUUUUCUCAUAGAUUACAUAUUUUAGUAUUUGGUUGCACAUGGCCAUUUAUUUAGAUUUUAGAACUAGUUAAAUUUAAUGUUCUUUGGUCAUGAGUUGCUUAUUCAUCCAUGUUGCCAUAUCAAGCCAGGUCUCAUGAAGUAAUUUAAUAUUCUGCCAUUUUAAAGGCCUUAGUGACGCGAAAGUGACUGACAGGAUUAAAAAUGUUUAGCCCAGAAGUAUGUACAGGAGGAAAUGUUACCAUAUUUCGUUUUUUGUAAAUAUCACAUUUCUGUCAAAAGAUGUAUGAUGUAUUUAAGCAGAUGAAUUUUGUUUAAGGCCUUUUUCAAUUUCACUUAAUAAAGUGAUUAGAUUUUUAAAAGCUG
Molecule: messenger RNA, 2898 nt
Organism: Onychostoma macrolepis
Lineage: Eukaryota; Metazoa; Chordata; Actinopteri; Cypriniformes; Cyprinidae
Gene: fzd7b
Product: frizzled class receptor 7b
Exons: 2
Coding region: 409-2067 (552 amino acids)
Biological process (GO): canonical Wnt signaling pathway; non-canonical Wnt signaling pathway
Cellular component (GO): plasma membrane
Molecular function (GO): Wnt receptor activity; Wnt-protein binding
Source: RefSeq, a predicted model, not a curated record